Messenger RNA from Phragmites australis (common reed), 861 nucleotides. RefSeq names its product B3 domain-containing protein LFL1-like. The transcript is spliced from 7 exons. Lineage: Eukaryota; Viridiplantae; Streptophyta; Magnoliopsida; Poales; Poaceae. The record is from RefSeq and is a predicted model, not a curated record. The coding region runs from base 1 to 861 and encodes 286 amino acids. Gene Ontology annotation, molecular function: DNA binding; DNA-binding transcription factor activity.
AUGGUCGGCAUCAGCAAGCGCCGCUCCUCCCCAGCCUCCACCUCCUCCUCCUCCGGCGACGGAAGGCCGCGGCAGGUCACCCGUAAGCGCAGGUCCGCCCGCCGUUGGUCCCGCGGCGCCGCCCGGAGGCCUCCGGCGCCUCGACCUGCAAAUGAGCUGGACUCGAAUACAGCUGCUCUUGAUCCAGAUCAUUAUGAUACUGGAUUGAGAGUUAUCCUGCAGAAGGAGCUCCGAAAUAGCGACGUAAGCCAACUUGGGAGAAUCGUUCUCCCCAAGAAGGAGGCAGAGGCUUACCUCCCCGUUCUGAUAUCAAAGGACGGAAAAUUUUUAUGUAUGCAUGAUUUGCUAAAUGCACAGCUGUGGACCUUCAAGUACAGAUAUUGGCCCAAUAAUAAAAGCAGGAUGUAUGUACUUGAAAAUACUGGAGAUUAUGUCAGAGCUCAUGAUCUUCAGCAAGGAGACUUCAUUGUGAUAUACAAAGACGAUGAGAAUAACCACUUUGUCAUAGGAGCAAAGAAGGCGGGAGAUGAACAGACUGCCACUGUGCCACAACUCCAUGAGCAUAUCUCUGCCGCUUUGCCAGCUUCACAAGUUAUCCAUGAAUAUGCAGCUCCCGUUGCACCAGAAGCUGAUAUCCUCGCCAUGGUGCCACAAGCUGCUGAGAAUUAUGAGAUAUUCGACGGGAUACUGAACUCUCUGCCAGAGAUACCAGUAGCCAAUGUGAGGUACUCUGACUUCUUCGAUCCAUUUCAUGACUGCAUGUACAUGACCAACCACUCCGUUGAUCUGGAUACGCAUUUCCAUGAUGAGAAGACUGGGAACUCUUCGUUUCCCAAACCAAAGUCUGGGCCUGUGAUGUGA